CCCCAAUACAGUUCACUCCUCUCGAACUCGUCCUCCAUUCCAAAACUCAGUUUCUAGGGUUCCAAAAAUUCUCUAGUAGCAAGAUCAGAGAAAUCCCCCAAAAUAACCCAUCAAAGAUGCAAGUUAGUGGAGUUACUUGAGUGGUUUACAAUAAAAUCAGCGAAUUGAAUCUUUGGAAACUGAAAUCGUGUAAGUCAGGUUCAUCUCUGAGCCGUGCACCUUGCCACUUAUCAGCUUCCAAUCAAACUUACACAAUAUGAGUAAGCAGAGACAAUCCAAGAUUUCUUUUGGUGGUUCGAAGCAACCGGUUGAUCCAACUUGGGAACACUGUAAGGUAGUAACCAGUGGUAAGAAAACUGUUUUGACUUGCAAUUAUUGUGGUAGCAAAUAUAGUGGAGGUGUUUAUAGAAUGAAACAGCAUCUUGCACAAACUAAGAAAGAUGCUGCUAUGUGUAAGGAGGUUCCUCCAGAAGUAAAACAAUUCCUUCUUUCCUAUAUUAAAAAGUUUGAGAAUGAUAAAGAGAAGUGUGAAGAAUUGGGUGAUCUGAAUGGUGAAGAUGAGUUAGGGACUAGAGAGAAGUUGAUGAGAAAUGCUUUAGAUGGAACUAAGACACCUAACACAUUGAGUACCUACUUCAAGAAGCCUAAGAGAGAAGAUGCUUGUAUGGCUAUAUGUGAUUUUUUUUAUGCGAAUGCCCUGCCGUUUAAUUUAGUUAACAACAAGUAUUUUAAGAGAAUGUUAAAUAUGGUUGGAGAGUUUGGAAAAGGGUUGAAGCCCCCUUCCAUGCAUGAGGUAAGGGUCACAAAUUUGCGAAAGAAAGUGGAAUAUGUUCAUGGUACAUUGGCCACAUUCAAGCAAGAGUGGAAAAGAACAUGUUGUACUUUGAUGUCCGAUGGAUGGACGGACAAAAAACAUAGGUCUAUUACAAACUUCUUGGUGAAUAGUCCUAGUGGUACGUUUUUCCUGAAAUCGAUUGAUACAUCCGACAUACAACAUAACGCAGAGAAUUUAUUUGCAUUGCUUGAUGGCAUUGUUGAGGAAGUCGGAGAAGAAAAUGUUGUGCAAGUCAUUACUGACGGGGCAUUGGCAUAUGUGAAAGCAGGUGAAUUGUUGAUGGAUAAGAGGAAAAGCUUGUAUUGAUCAAGUACAAUACAAGCAGGUACAUACAAAGAGAAGGAACCGAUUGUCGCAACAAAGAUUAAAUGCACUUGUUUAUGUCAAGUACAAUCUCCAACUAGAAGAAACGUUCACAAAAAGGAAUGAACAAGGAGAUUCUUAUGAUCCAAUAUGCUUGUCAGAUAUGGAAUCCGAUGAUGAGUGGAUCACUGAGAAAGAUGGUGCUUCUUUGCAACCAGAUCCUACAUGGAUGGAUCUAAGUUAUGUGAAUUAUAUACAUCUUUGAUUUCUUACAAGCUAGUCAGUGGACAGAUUUUUCUCUUUGAUACAAUUUUAAAUAAUUGGAUAUUAAUUAUGAUUCGUGUUUGUUGUAGGGCCAAGAAACCUUAGUACCAUGAAGCUUGCGCAAGGUAAAGGGAACAAUAAUGGAAAAGAAGCAAGACUUGUAGAGGAAAAUGAGAUAGAAGAAGUUGAAGAGGAUGAAAUAGAGGAAGAGACUUAUGUAGAAGAAAUGAGUGAAACUGAAAUACAAGCAGAAAGUGACAAUGAAUGGCUUUCUGAUGAUGGUUUUGAUAUGGGAGAUCAUUAACUUUAUCAUGACAUGAGAACAUAUUUUGAUGGUAGUUAUCUACAUAUAAGUAGAUAAACUGAUAUAGGCUUAUAGUUAUCGGCAGAUAUAUUUUGCAUAUAUUUUGGUUAAGGCUUCAUAUUUUGCAUAUAUUUUGCUUAUAUUUUGGCACCAGAAGCAUACUUUUUGGGAUUUUGGGGGAUAAUUAGACACUUAACCAUAUUUUGUAUAGUGAAACACGGAUUCUAUAUCACUUUGAGCCUGUGACUUGAACAUUGAUGAAUGAAAACGUAUAUUUAUGGAUGUUA
Molecule: messenger RNA, 1993 nt
Organism: Papaver somniferum (opium poppy)
Lineage: Eukaryota; Viridiplantae; Streptophyta; Magnoliopsida; Ranunculales; Papaveraceae
Exons: 2
Coding region: 257-1141 (294 amino acids)
Molecular function (GO): DNA binding
Source: RefSeq, a predicted model, not a curated record